Molecule: messenger RNA, 1397 nt
Organism: Petromyzon marinus (sea lamprey)
Lineage: Eukaryota; Metazoa; Chordata; Hyperoartia; Petromyzontiformes; Petromyzontidae
Source: RefSeq, a predicted model, not a curated record
AUGCUGUGUGUGUGUGCCCCAUGCUGUGAGUGCAGGAAGAGCUCGGUAUCCCAGGAGACUCAGGAUGACCCAGCCCCCAUCUCCACCGGCCUGAACCUCGCAAAAGUCAUCCCAGUGGGAGACGUCCGAACGAAUCUCCUGGCUGCUCUAUAUGGACGCUCACCGACUCUGGACACAAACUCAGCCCACAACCGCCUCCAGAUUUCCUCGGAUCUCAGGACGGUGACACUGAGCAGUGUCCCCAAGAAUCGUCUCCAUCACCCACACCGCUUUGAUUACUGGCAACAAGCUCUGUGCUCUGAGAGCUUCUCAUCAGGGCAGCACUACUGGGAGGUGGACGUGGGGAGUGCGGGACAGUGGUGUCGGAUUGGAGUCGCGUACGGGACGAUCCUACGGAGAGGGCGUGGUGAUGAGUGCCGCCUGGGAGGGAGUGACGUGUCCUGGUGUCUACGGAAACGUGGCGACAGCUUCUCAGUGGUGCAUGGCGGGGUAAAAACGUCACUGUCGGUGCUAGAGCCUCCGCGGAGAGUCGGGGUUCAUCUGGACUGGGACGCGGGGCUGCUGUCGUUUUACAGCGCCGAUUCCAUGAUACUCUUGUACUCGUUUCACCAAACAUUCACUCAGCCCCUACAUCCUGGGAUGCUGGUGGGGUGGUGGGGUGAUGAUGGUGACUCAGUGAGGAUUCUGGAUCUGAGUGGUGCGUCCUGAGAGGGGUGAACGUGAACAGCGCAGAGAGCAGACGCCACGAUGCACGGCGCUCGCCACCCUCGUCACCAUCACGCGCAGUGCCACGCCCGUGGCUGGCCGGUGGCUGUCGGUGGCCGUCGGUGGCGAGGAGAAGCGUGGCUCUCCAUCAUAAAGGGGGGUUAAGCAUAAACAAUCCUCACAAUAUUUCUAGGGGGUUAUACAAUCAGUACCGCUCUGUGUGUGAAGCCAAUGUGAAUGUAUUCACAGUGCCAGAGGAGUGUGAGAAUAGUGUAGGGGUGCAGUGAUUAGCAAUGGUGAACUGGGAUGUGUUCAUAGACUGCUAUAAUUGAUUAUGGGAGAAACACAACAAUAAUAUGAAUUUUAAAAGGUUUAAAUCUACACGUAUGACAAUGACAUUGUAAUCCUUGUAUUGUUGAUUCGACAAUAAAAAUACAGAGCACCAAUAAUAAUGUAGUUGUGUACAGCGUCAUUCGUGCUCACUGCAUCCCGCAACGCUGUUCAUUAAUUAAACACGAGGCCCAAAUCUUCUACACAGCCACUGCCAAGCAAAUUAAAUCUACAAAUUAAUAAACAAAUGAAGAGAUGGCGCCAAACACAAAAUGCGCCAAACAAUGUCCCAUCUGUUCAAGUUAUCUGCUGUUGCAGCGUCAUGGACCCGGUGAUGUCACCACGCACGCUCCCCCAACGUG